CAAAACAUCCAUGAACAAUAAAAAGCAAAUGUGACUAGUGGUAGUUUUGAGUUGAUUUGCAACAUUAUUGCUAAUUAAUGGUUGUAAUUAAUUCAAACUCAUUUGAAGGUUAAGGCAUUCAUCAUCAACACAGAGGUUUUACAUUUUAAUAUCUUUAGUAUAUUGUUUAUGGAAGUUGAGUGUUCUUUGAAUCCCCCUGCUGGCAAGAAAUACUAAACAGCAGCUUAGUUUUUAUGUACUUUUGGCCAGCUCUCAUCAUGGUCUUUUCACCCACAGGGGAUAAAAGUAUUUAAAUGUGGCAGGCAGAGGGCGGCCAUAAGCAACAACCUUAUAGUCCUGGUCUCACAUUAGUUCAACUGUUGUCUUUUCACUCUACAUUUACCUUCUUGUUGAUAUCUACCAGACAUUGUAUGUCAUGUACAGUCUCAGUACGUCUUCAGAGCUUUUUCAACUGGAUUUACUGAGUGAAAAAAAAAACAGACAGGCAGAAUGAGAACAAGUGUUUGGCCUAGUUAUGGACGCACUGAGAGCUGUCUCUGGUCCUGAAUGAAUUUCAUGUUUGUAAGUCCCAUUUCAUUUCAGAAAUGGCACUGAAUCUUCACCUUGCACUAAAUUAAUUUUGUUCCCUGAACAGGAAAAAGAACAACAACAACAAAAAAAAACCACAAAAAGGUCCAUUCUGACUAUUCAGUUUGGUUUCCCAUAGUCCCCGGUACGUUUUUUGGGAAGACUUCUUUUUUAAAUUCCAUAGCGUUUUAUGUUAUGGGAGAUGGCGAUGUUGAACAUCGCCUGAACAGAAUCACAGGUUGUCACUGAUGUCUUAAACAGGAUGUUAUUGUUUAAAAUAAGAACCUGUAUGUGUGUACGUACGUGUAGAUGACAUGGAACAGCGGAGUCUGAUUAAUAAAUGUGAAAAUAGCUGUGCAUGUUCCUUGUCCAGGUAUUCCCAGGCCCUAUGUCUAAGUACUGAUGUGACAUUUUUCUGUAGGUUAGGGAACUAUUAUCAAUAAUAGUUUAACAAAACCAUACUUAAAUAAAAUAAAUAAUUUAACCAUGAAUGGGACCCCCAAAUAUAAAUUCCACUUGGGGCCCUAUUUAAUUUUGGUCCGGCUCUGAACACUCGUAUUAAAGCACAAUAACUGACUCUAAAUGGGUGACUUGUCGCCUAAACACAGUAAAGCGAUUCAUCCCAAACCCCCCACCGCUCGUCCUCUCUCCUGAGUUGGUGUGUUGGUUGGUUGCAGCAGAGCCUCAGUCUGUAUCCCGGCUCGCCUGACAGACACAGCCAGUCCUCGUCUCCCUUUGCUCACCCAUCAAUCUGUCUCUCCGGUUCUCAAUUUGACGUAUUUGAACGAAAAAAAUAAAAAUAAAAAAAGGCGAUAUGUAGAGCCCGAACAUGGAGACCGCAGCGGAGCAAUUCUGGCUUUUUGCUUCUACCCUCGGAGGAGACCCCACAAACUCAGCGGAGAAAAAAGGCGUCAGAGGGGCAAACGGCGGUUCUCAGCUGCUUGGUCGUCGAGGUGACGCUCUUCUUUCCUCUGCAUGAACACAUCAGCCAACACGAAUGUCCGACCUGAGAAGUUACAGAGAAACCGCGGAUAAAUCCUCCAAGUCGUCCUCAUCCUCUCCAGUUUUCAACAAGCGCUCUCGUCGGCUGCAGAACUUCCCACCGGUAAACCUGCUACUCCGUCACCUCAGUAAGAAACUCCUGGUCUGCUCUAAGAAGGAAUCGUCUUCUUCUGAGGUCGAGACUUCUGAGAAAUGAGCUGCCAAUGUAAGUCCCUUGGCUGACCUCAGGACUUAGCUGGAAUCACCUUGAACAAACCUUCUCCUCACUUGGCUUGGAGGUCUUCUAGAGGGUCGGAGCCUCCUUGCCAUCAUGAAAGGGUUGGGGACCAACCGUAACAGACAUCUGUCUGAUUCUUGUGAUCCCUCUCUUAAUCAUCCAGAGGCACUCUACCAUCAGAAAACCAGCACAUUGCCACGCAGCCCUUAUCUGCUCAGCCCCACAAUGGACCACUAUGGCACCAUGGAUCCCCACCUUUAUCCUUCCGCCAAUCCAGGCUCCCUUCCAGCAGACUGCAUGCUGCCCCUCAACAAUCAGCUUUCCAAUAGCAGCACUUUUCCCAGUAUUCACUACAACUCCUAUGACCAGUCCGAUUUUUCUCCUCCUGGGGACAGUAUUGGAGGGAUAGGCACGGGCACCAUGGGGACAUCUCUGUCGAUGGGCAUGGCAUCAGGUAUGGCCAUGUCAGGGUUGAGUGGAAGAACACCUAUGAUUACAAGUGGCUCUGCAACAAUAUCACACCAUAUGACUAAGAAUCAAACUCCGCCUAGUCUGUUGGAUUUUGAGAAGCAGCUACCAGGAGGUCGUGACGGAUUCAGCACUUUGCAGUUUCAUCGAACAUCCGCUGCUGUUGCUGCCAAGCAGCGAACAGACAGUCCUGGCCGCAUUCGUUACAUGCUACACUCGGUGCAGAAACUGUUUGCAAAGUCCCAGUCACUGGAGAGCCACAACAUGAAGGGAAAUGUGAACGGAAGAUCUACUGGCAGUGGUGGAGGCACUUCUUCUGGCACCGAGGACGGAGGGAAGCAUACUCGCAGAUCCAAAAGUAAGGAUCGUAUUACAAAGUCCGAGGCAACUGCUAAGAGACGGCCAAGAUCCAACAUGUCAGGUUACUGGAGCUCAGAUGAUUUGGACAGUAGUGAUUUGAGCAGCUACCAUAAUACUAUGACCAUGAUGACCCUGGGGCGUCCGAGUGGCCAUGAAAGCCAUAGUGGUCAGAGUAAAUACAUUCACAGUGGCUACAACACAAUCAGCUCCUCUAAAAGCAGCAAUGACAUGAAGUAUCCAGCACUUCCUGGUCCAGGGGAUAUAGGAGGUGGUGGAAUAAGUGGACCAGUAGGCAUGCUGAUGAAUGAUACCGAGUAUGUGAAAGGAGGGUCUUGGUCCACAUUGACUAUGGGCCAACCAAGACAGGUACUCCAGAAGGGCUCUACUACUCUGGACAGGUCAAUGCUCAAGUCCAAGUCCUGCCAACAGGAGUUAACUUGUAACUAUCUGCAGGUUGGACGCAGGGGGGAUUGGAGCAGCUCAUUAGGUCGCAGUCCAGGUUUCAAUGAGAUUCCAUGUCGACGGAUGCGCAGCGGUAGCUAUGUAAAGGCUAUGGGAGACAUGGAAGACAGUGACGACUCCGAGGGAAGCCCUAAACCCUCGCCCAAAAGUGCUGCUCGCCGUCAGAGCUACCUCAGGGCCACCCAGCAGUCGCUAAGUGACCAGCUACCCCCACGCAACAGCAGAACCUUGGAUUUCACAUUGUUGCAGGGGGAGCUGGAUGCCCUGUGGUCUCCACUCCACAGUGUGUCCUCUCUGCACCAGCUGGGCAGGUCAAUGAGCAGCUGUCUUCCAUCUCUCAGAGAACUCUCAAAUAAUCGCAGCCUGGAUAAUCUGGACUGUAUUGGAGGACCAGGAGCUUUGGCACCGUGGGACGAAGACAGCUUCAGCCAGGCCUGCAGCACCUUGGGCAGACGUAGUGGCAUAGAACAGCUGCGAGACCUGGAAAAAAGUCAUCAUUACGAAGACAGAAGCUCAGUGUCCGCCUUCAGAGAUAUCCAUUCUCAGGACAUCUCGGAGCCUCCGGACAUGCCCAUGCCGACAUGCUUCCGAUCCCGCAGCCACAGCUACCUGAGAGCUAUCCAGGCUGGCUGUUCCCAAGACGACGACACCGCUUCCAUAGACUCAGGCUGCUCUCCACCUCCAACUGACUCAUCUGUUCGCACAUACAGCACCAGCACUGACGACCUUUCUACACAAUGGAAGACAUGGAAAGAACAGUUUGCCUCUUACCUGAUAGCCACUGGCUUGGACAAAGCCCCAAAGGAGAAACAACUUGCAAUUUUUCUUCAGCGUUUCGGGACAGACAGACCACGCAUCCUACCCACACACACAGUCUCCACAUGCAUAACAAGCUGUAAGAAGUCCGCUCCUCCACCGGUGCCUCCACGCACAACCUCAAAGCCCUACAUAUCGGUGACAGUACAGAGCAGCACUGAGUCAGCGCAGGACAACUACCUGGACCAACAGGACAGGAGGUCAGAGGUCAACAGCCAGUCGAGCCACGCUCACAGCAACUCCUCUGACAGCCUUGACAGCACCCAUGCCAACAGCCUGGCCCGUGGUAUUCCUCGUCCUCCGCACAUCAUCCCUAUUCCCAUUGCUACGCCGAGGGAGCCAAUCAUCCCUAGCACCGCCAAUGCUUCCACAGAGACUAGUGACUCGGCAGUCCACAGUGAAUCCCUGAAAUCAGGAUCUAGUAAAGCGAAUUUAGCAGCAGAGGAGCCAUUUGUAGCCCCACUACCAAGGCGUAAAUUGUCUUCUAUUGGGAUACAGGUUGACUGCAUUCAGGAAGUUCCAAGAGAGGAGACCCCACCCCUGGCCAGAUUUCAGUCAAUAGGAGUACAGGUGGAGGACGGGUGGCAACUCAGUCACUCCAGCAGUAUGGCCUCAAAACAAGAAACAGACUCAGACACACAGGACAUCUCUGCCAUUUCCCAUAUCAGCAUUGCCAAAACCUUUGAGAAGAAAGUCAUGGUCAACAGUGCCAGUCAGUCAAUGAGCUCCCUCCCUGGGCAAGACUCUUUAGACAACGGAGACCAGACUGGCAAUACCUCCUCCCCACCGCCACCCAGGCAGAUCCUCAACCGCUCCACCACGCGGAGCAGUUCCUCAUCUUUCUCCGAAAGCCUGGAUCCAGCGCUGGAUCCCUCGUCUCUGCCGCCCCCGGAUCCCUGGCUGGACAGCGGAAACGGUAGCAGCGGCGGCGUCUCCCAGAGUGGAGGAGGCGGAACGCUGUGCAGAAGAGACGGCCAUUGGUUCCUGAAGUUGCUGCAGGCUGAAACGGCACGCAUGGAAGGCUGGUGCCAACAGAUGGAGCAGGAAACCAAAGACAACCAACUCUCAGAGGAGGUGCUUGGGAAAGUCCGCAGUGCGGUGGGAAGUGCUCAGCUCCUAAUGUCUCAGAAGUUCCAGCAGUUCCGGGGACUGUGUGAACAAAACCUGAAUGUGACUGCCAACCCACGGCCAACAGCCCAGGACCUGGCUGGCUUCUGGGACCUGCUGCAGCUAUCUAUCGAGGACAUUAGCCUCAAGUUUGAUGAGCUCUACCAUCUCAAGUCCAAUGACUGGCAGCCCGUGCCGUCUGGGGCCGCCCAGUCGUCCCCUGAGCGGAAGAACGAGGACAAGGAGGCCCUUCCGGCAUCAAAGAAGCCUAGCAAGACGCGACCGACGCUUGCCCGCGAGAAGAGUGCUGACUCUUCUUCAACCUCUUCAUCAGCCUCAGCAGAAAAACAGAGACAAGAGGCUCGCAAGCGCCUGCUAGCUGCCAAGAAGGCUGCCUCGUUUCGCCAGAACUCUGCCACGGAGAGCGCAGACAGCAUUGAAAUUUACGUCCCCGAGGCCCAAACUCGCCUCUGAGAGAAAAGGACUAGCAAGGACUAGUUCGUAGAUCCGAGGACAGAUAAGUUUGUUGGAGGGGAAGAAAAAUGAAGAAAAAAAAAUCAGGGAGGAUUUUGUCUGAGUGCAGAGGAGUUAUGGUGAGUAAGGAAGGGCGUGUAGAGGAGCAAUGCCAAUGAAUGGGUGUUUUGAUAUUUUUAACGUAAUCAUAGGCUGGUCCUGCUUGAAACUGAUAAUGAAACAUUUGUGGACCCAACAGACUACAGACUUAUGAAGCAGAAGAUUCCUCUUCUGAGGCUGCCAGGGAAGACCUCAGCUGAUGAACUUUAUCAUUUCUUCUUACUUUUUAUUGAUAUCAUAAAAAUGUUAAUGAAGGUAUUAUUAUAACAGUUAUAGGUUAAAAACUCUCCAUGAAGACUGUUUUAAAAGUUCCUAUAUCUUGGCUAUAAGAUUUAUAAAGCAGACAGAACAUAAGCAUCAAUGCUUCUGUCUCCCACUCUCUUGCUCUCUUCCCAGAUCACUGGCCAUCUUGUAGCUUUGCACAGCACCUCCUUGUGGCCAUCAUGCAAGUUGCACACAAAUCCACCUAUAUAUGUCUUCCUUGUAUUUAUUUUUUCUUUAAUUAUUGAUUUGGGCUGGGCAAGAAUCGAUUUAGAUCAAGCUUUUCUGACUAUUAUUGGUAUGAUGAAACAAAGUCCGAUGUGAAAGAUUAUUUAUGUAGUUCCUAUAAACAAACAAAAUCUUGUUUGAGUUUUUUUGUGUUAAAGACUUUUGCGUUUAGUCUCUUAAUGGGUUUUUUUUUUUUUUUUUAUGAAAGCACAUAUUAAACAAAGCCAGGCUGGAGGUUCCGUCACAAUGGCUGUCCAUAAUGUGUGUUUUUUUUAUUUGUAGAUGAAAAAACCUAAUAUACUUUUAGUUAUUUUGUAUUUUCCUUUCCUCUAUUUCUUUUUUCCAUUUCUGAGCUACGACUCCAGAAAUAUAUAGGAUAUUUUCUGAACCAUACAUACAUUUAAGUGCUUUAAGGAAAAUAAUUGUGCAUCAAAGUCAUACAUUUCAAAAUAAUCUAGGGCUCUGAAGUUGUGCAGCUGGGUAAGCAUGCUGGUUAACAGCAGGCGUUUCUUUUCCACUUCCCAUCUACUAAUCAACCCAACUUCACUUUAUCCAGCUUUUUUCCACUCUACACAAAGAUUACAUUUUUUCUGAACUUUCCUAGUUAAAUCAUUACAUGUAUAAGUGAUCGUCCUUUUAAUCAUAUCCUUUUUAAUCAUUAGUGUUUGCUGUUUUUGUCUUUGAGGAAUACAAAAGCCAAAGAUAAGUACACUGUUUGAAAUUCAGCUCAUGUAAUAAAAUGUGAGUAGCAGGGAAACUCGAUGGUUGACUGUGAAAACAGAUGGGAGUGGAUUUUACCCACAGCAACACAUGUACUGCAGAUUUAACAUUUGGAUAUCCACAAGGCAGGAAGCUUGAACAGAACCGCCCAACAAUGAGAACCACAACACAACACUACCCUAUCUGACACAGAGUUAAUUUCAUGGAAAAGGAUUGUUUCCAACCUCAGGAGGGCAACAGUGCUUGCAUGUCAAACCAGUAGUCAGUUAUCACAUUCAAUGAAAGAACAAAGAAUCCUAAUCCCUUUCUUGUUUUGCAUUAAGGGACACACUGUGCUUUGCAGAAGUAUUCAUUCUGUUGGAGACUUUUUACAUUUUGUCAUGUUAUAACCACAAACCUAUCGGAAUUGUACGUGGUUCGACACAAAAUGGAGCAGAACUGUAAAGUGGAAGAAAAAUGAUACACAGUGUUUAAAAAAGUAGAAAUCUUGAAAAACUAUGGGGUGCAUUUUUGUUCGUAGUAUUUCUAUUCAAUUUUCUGUAAAAUCACCAUUCUUGCUUAUGUCCUUGCCAACUUUAAAUGUGUAGAUAUCAAACUUGUGCCCAUUCGUCUAUGCAUUUAGUUUCAGCCAUGCUACCAUUAACACAAACCAGCAUCCCCACAACAUAAUGGUACCACCACCAUGCUUCACAGUGGGGGUUGUAUUAAUUGUCUGCCACACCUAUAAUGCAGGGCAAAAGUUCAGUUUUAGUCUCUUUCACCAAAAAACAUUCCUCCACAUGUUUGUUGUGUCCCCUUCUUUCGGCAAACUUUAGGGACUUCUCAUGGUUUUCCAACAUCAAUGGCUUUCCACUCCCCACUCCUCCAUAAAAGCCAGAUUUGUGGAAUGCACGACUAAUUUCUGUCCUGUCUACAGAUGCUUUCUGAGCUAUAGGUCUCUGAUCUUCUCCAGAUUUACCAUAAAUGUGUUUGGCUGCUUCUGCUUAAUGUUCUCCUUAUCUAACCAGUCAUCUUUUGGAAGGUUCGUAGUUUAGCCGUACUCGUUCACUUUUAAAGAAAGAGUUAAAACAGUGGUUCACUAAUUGUUUUAUAGCCUAAGUCUGCUUUCAGCAUCCAGACAGAUAUCUCUCAAACUUGGAUUAUUUACUAAUUGCAUAGCCACCUCAGUUUGUAUAUAACUUGACAAAACGGGAAAAAAAGUCACUGGUAUGUGAAUAUUUUUGUGAAGCACUACAUCUAAAAACACUCACAUUUUGUCUAAAUUCACUUUGUAGCUUGAAGAUAUUUGAAACAAAACGUCUCCAUUUGUCAGUGUAACUCCCUAGUGGGCACUUUGAGAUUUUUACACCCUAUCCCAUCCAUACAGUCACUAAUGAUGCACUUUCGAUCUGCCACUGCUAAAUGCUCUUUUAUUCAUGUGUCUGUUGUCAAGGCCUCUCUGCCAUCAGCUAUAACCCAAAGUUAAGCGUCUAGCUUUGAAUUAGAAAAGCCCAACAAUCUCCAUUCUUCUCAUGUUGUUGGUAAGAGCUUUCACUUGAUGGCCGGCUAUUAUUUGCCUGUUGUGUUUGCUUGCUGUGGGUGACUCUCAGCAAGGAAUAUGGCUCAGAGGUGUCAAUAGCCAGUCCCAUGAUUGGUAUCAGUCUACCCCCCGUCCAUUUGAUUGGAUGAGAGUAGACUGAUAGACUGAUGGAAAGCUUUCAGGUGCUUUUGUUAGCACCUGAAAGCCUUUUGUGUGACUCAAAUGUUGCCAUUAGCAUGAUUUGAUUUUGGACUGGUUUCUAAAUGGUAGAAGUUGAUGCUUUCUACCAUUCAUUUCUUUUUGUCAAAGCAAGCUUAUCUAGCUGCGUUUUAUCUGCGGAACCAAGCUAUUUAUAUUCAAGAGAUCUUAUGCAGUCACUGCCAUCUAUCUAUCAAUCAAUCAAUCAAUCAAAUUUUAUUUGUAUAGCACAUUUCAGCAGCAAGGCAUUUCAAAGUGCUUUAAUCAUAUCAAACACAGAAACACAAUGCAACAUAGAAUCAACAAUCAAAACACAACAUUAAGUAAAGUUCCAUCAAUAAAGUCAUAAUUGAUUACGUUUCAAAUACAAUCCUAAACAUCUAAGCAUAUUCUGUUUUUAUUCUGUUUUAUAAUUCUCACAUAUCCUUUUCUGUUUUUGCGCAUCAUAUUUUACCACCAUAUCUUUUUGUUGCACCAACUUUAUACGAAACUCUCUGCCUUGAAUGCUGGUAAAAAAAACUCUGGCAUUUUAAAUACACCCAGCGACAGACUGCAGGCAGAGCAAGCCAACAUGUCUGUUUUUUUUGUCAUUUGGAUACAUGUGAAAUGCCACGAGACAUACUUGCAGAAACAAAGCAGAACCUUAUCUCGAGCACAUAAACAAUGUUUUUCUCCAAUAAACAUAAACCUAGUACAGACAGACAGAGCUAGGCCUAUUUCCUGGGUAGAGUAUCCAUUGACCGCAUAGUUUCACUGUGCGGGGGCUGGGAUGUUGCUGUAAAGAAAGUGAUUUGGGGGUGAUACUGAUCCUCAUGCAUAUGAGAUUGAUGCUUUCUACCAUUCAUUUAUUUUCCCUCUUUUUUCUUCUCCUUUCUGACUCUCAUAGUUGUUCCCUCACACCAAGUUUACACACUGGUUAGUUGUCCUAUGAUUUUUGGGUGGAGGAGGAAAUGGAUUUCACGCAAGAGUUUGGAGUAAAAGUUUUAAAAAUAUUAUUCCUAGUUUAUACUGAGUUUCUCACCUAAAAUUUCUUGACCGCAUAUUUUAUUUCACAGACUUUUUUUCCUGUUUCUUUUUUCUUUAUUACAUAUGGAUAAGCCAAGAGUAAUCUCCUUGUUUCAAAUUAAUAUCAAUCAUUUCUCUUUCUCUCUUCCCAUCCAAACUUCUUCUGUUUUGCCUUGGUUUGAAUUGUCUCCAGAAGCUUCUUCAUAAACUGAAAUUGUUGUUGCUCUAAAUGAUUAAGCUCUUUAUUUACAUUUUUUUUAAUAAUGGUGAGAUCUGCAAUCGUUAACCUAAAGUUGUUCGUGAACAAUUGUCAUUGACAAUUAUAAAUAUUUGCCUAUAUGCAUAAGAAGCAGCCUGUUGGUGUUUACUUUUUUUUUCACAAAUUUUUACAUUCUUAAUUCCAUUCUUUAAAAGUGUUUGUAAUAACAGGAAAAUGGAUUCACAUUUAUUGCAUAUUGAUUAAGACCACUUUUUUUUGGUUGUCUUUAAAAGUUCUGGCAAACAAGAGGCAAAAUGCAUCAAACCCUAGAAAAUGAUUUGAAGUCUCUGAACGUCUGUAGGCCAAAAACACGACUGAAACCAAACAAGCUCUUUUUCCGUCUUUGCUUGGUUCGACUUGGCCAUGAAAUACGGGAGAGGGACGGAGGCCAUGCUCAUUCCAGCAGAGAUAUGAUGUAGCAAAACGUGUCGACAAAUAAAUAUUUUAAUGAAGUAAGCACAUAUUUUAAUGACUAGAAUCUGUUUAGAGUACUAUAUAAGAUGUGUGUAAUCCAGCGGAGCUGAAUGAAAAGGGUUGUGCUGCGAGUGAGUAUGUGGGCCUAUUGUUUGGAGAGUAUUACCUUUAUUACUGUUCAACAUACUCUGGUUACAAGAAAGUGUGCAAUACAGAGUAAAGGGGUUCUUUGCUAUUAAAAGGACACUGUCUUGCAUCUCUCCCCUUGUGCUUCUUACAGUUAUUGUCUGUACAUAAGAAUUAAACCAGAUUAAAUAUUUCAUCUUUUACAAUAUUGUAAACCUGUUUAUACAGUUUCAAGGUUGUCGACAUGUAAACUGCAGAUGCGCAAUGUUCAAUAAAGUGCACAAAAUACUUUCUCAA
This is a messenger RNA of Xiphophorus hellerii (green swordtail), 10599 nucleotides long. RefSeq names its product discs, large (Drosophila) homolog-associated protein 4b (gene dlgap4b). Gene Ontology annotation, biological process: signaling. Gene Ontology annotation, cellular component: glutamatergic synapse; postsynaptic specialization. Gene Ontology annotation, molecular function: molecular adaptor activity. The record is from RefSeq and is a predicted model, not a curated record. The transcript is spliced from 15 exons. Bases 1880 to 5473 code for a protein of 1197 amino acids. Lineage: Eukaryota; Metazoa; Chordata; Actinopteri; Cyprinodontiformes; Poeciliidae.